AUUCUAUAUCUUUAUCUUUUCCUUGGUCAAUAAUAUGUAAUUAUAGAUUUAUUAUUUGAGCCUUAAAUUAAUUUAUUUUAAUUCAUAAUUUUUCAUAUUUGUCUUUACUUUUUACAAACUGAUAUUUUUUAAUAAAAUUAUAUAGUUUUUAGUUUUAAGAAACUUUAAAAGCAAAGUUAAAAGUUUUUGGAUCCCUUGUUUUGAGAAUCGUGUCAUUAGUUCUAAAUUAACCUUAAAAGGCUUUAACUGUAAACUUAAAUGGGCCCAUGAGUCAAUGACGGCGCGGAAAUAAGUCCGGGAAGGUGGACGGUUAUUUAAAGUCGCACUACUCCGUUAUCCCCUAUUAAUAUUCGGUCGCUCCCCCAUAACGAAUCGUGUCCACGUCUCGUCUCUCCAUCUUCCACUUCAAACUUGCUUCCAAACCCUAGUCUAGCUUUGAUUCUCGUAACCAUGGAUUCUUCUCCUAAAAUCAAUCCUAAGAAACCAAUGCUAGUUGUCGGAAGCACGACCAACCCUAAACCCUACGUUGUCACCGGUCCGCCUCCCGGUUUCUCCUCCAAGCCGGGACUCAAGAGAUAUUCAGAUGACCGUGAUUCUAAUAACUUGGCUAUAAAGAAAUCUAGGACAGUGGUUAGCGCUCAGGAUGGUAAAAAGAUUGUUGCUUUGGAUGUUAAACCGUUGGCGAUCGUGGAAGCGGACACUCCGAGGCUUUCUAGACAGUUUUGGAAAGCAGGAGAUGAUAAUGAAGAUGAGCCUGUGCCUCGCUAUUGUAGCAAUGAUGCUGCGGUUAGGGUCCAUCCUCAGUUUCUUCAUGCUAAUGCUACCAGUCACAAGUGGGCACUUGGAGCUUUGGCUGAACUUCUAGACAAUUCUCUAGACGAGGUAUGUAAUGGGGCUACAUAUGUUCAUGUUAACUCAGCAACAAAUGAAAAAGAUGGGAAGAGCAGCAUUCUCAUAGUUGAAGACAAUGGAGGUGGGAUGGAUCCGGGUAGGUUUAGAGAGUGUCUUUCUUUGGGGUAUUCAAGAAAACGCAAUAUGGCUAAUAAAGUUGGUCAAUAUGGGAAUGGAUUCAAGACUAGUACAAUGAGGCUUGGUGCUGAUGCAAUUGUCUUCUCACGCUGUAGAGGAACCAAUGGAAACAAAACAACACAGAGCAUUGGUAUGUUAUCAUAUACGUUUCUUUACGAGACAAGGAAAUGUGAAGCCAUUGUCCCCACGGUUGAUUUUGAGCUGGUAGAUAACACCUGGAAGGAGAUAACAUACAACUCCACUGAUGAGUGGUUUGAUAAUCUAGAGACUAUUGUGAAGUGGUCUCCUUAUUCAACCCAAGACCAAUUAUUCGAGCAGUUUGAUCACCUAGAAGAGCAAGGUACUAGGAUCGUGAUUUAUAAUCUAUGGGAUGAUGAUGAAGGGAAGCUGGAACUUGAUUUUGAUACAGAUCCUCAUGAUAUUCAACUAAGAGGUGUAAACAGAGAUGAGAAGAACAUAGAAAUGGCGAAAACGUAUCCUAACUCGAGGCACUUCCUAACGUAUCGCCACUCUCUACGUAGUUAUGUAUCGAUUCUGUAUCUCAGACUUCCGCCAAACUUCAAGAUCAUUCUUCGUGGCAAAGAAGUGGAACAUCACAGCUUAUUAGACGACAUGAUGAUGACCGAAGACAAAACAUACAGACCUGUGCGUUCUGCAGAAUGUUCAUCAAAUGAAGAAAUGGUUGCUGAUCUGAAGCUUGGUUUUGUGAAAGAUGCUCAUCAUCACAUUGACAUACAAGGGUUCAAUGUUUACCACAAGAACCGGCUUAUCAAGCCAUUUUGGAGGGUUUGGAAUGCUGCUGGAAGUGAUGGACGUGGUGUUAUUGGUUUAGUGGAAGCUAAUUUCAUACAACCAGCUCAUAAUAAGCAAGGGUUUGAGCGAACUGCUGUUCUUGCUAAACUUGAAAACCGAUUGCUCUCAUAUCAAAAGACCUAUUGGACUUCAAGGUGCCACGAGAUUGGUUAUGCGCCAAGGCGGAAGCAAGCUAAUCAUGUAACUUCCUCCAUAGAGACUACUCGACAGGGGGACAAGAAAUCAGAAGUACCUUUCAACAACGUCAAGCAUGAUAAGGGACCUUCUUCUAAUGCAGCACCGGCUCGAUUCAUGCAAAAUGGCCAAUCAUCUGGUGGAAACCAGCUAAACUCUCAGGGUGCUACACAACCAAGAGUUGUUGGUGACAGAAUGAUACCUGACAACAGGAUCAAGAUCGAGAAACAUGGGCAUGGGACAAGCUUCAAUGAAGCAAGGUCAGUUAAUCAAGCAGCCGAGUUGCAGAAGGUGAAAGACGAAUCAGCAAAACAUGUGGCUGAGUUGCAGAGACAGAGAGGACAGCUUGAGUCGCAAAACAAACAGCUAAAGGCUAAGAUUCAAGAUUUGGAGAAGUCAAAAGAUGACUCGCAAAAACUGGUGUCUAAGCUAUUGAACCAGCUAAAACAGUCUGCAGCUAAGAUUCAAGACAUGGAGAAGACGCAGAAGGUAACAGAUAACAACUCAGGAAAACUUGUGGUUGAGUUGUCUAACCAGCUCAAGCAGUCAAAUUCCAAGAUUCAAGACUUGGAGAAGACACAGAAGUUUAAAGAUGAUGAAUCAGCAAAAUUGGUUAAUGAGUUGAAGAUACAGAAAGCACUGCUUGAAGAGGGCUUGAAGAAGGUGAGAGAUGGAUCAACAAAACUGGUAGAUGAGCUGCAGAGAGAGAAAGCAAUGCUUGAGGAAGAAUCACAUAAGCUCAAACAGUCAGAAGCUAAGAUUCAAGACUUGGAGAAGUCGCAGAUUGAAGUGACUGCGAUCUUUCAAGAAGAAAGAGCACGUAGAGAUGUGAUUGAACAUGACUUGAGGAAGAUGCUACGGGUUAGUCCUUUACCUAAACAAAUAUAUGGUAUUUUUAAUUAUCUCCAUUCAUACUCAUUUCAUUUUGGUAAACGUUAUAGGAAUCUUCUGAUACCAUCCGUGCGCUAACCAUGAAAGUGAAUAGCCUCGAAGCUCAAAAAGCUAAACCAUAAGAAGAUACACAUGCAUAUGCAUUAAGCGUAGCUCUUCUAAAACUCGGUAUAGGUUUUAAGUAGUGUACCACAGUUUCUACGGUUUAGCACUCAUGUAAGUACAUUAGGCUUUCUCUUUCAACCAAAUCUUUUUUUUUGUAAGACAAUUUUCAUUAAAUCUUUAAGCAUUUGGAAGACAGGAGAGUGAUAGAUUUAGAGCAAGUUUAUAACAAAACCACAGACUUGAGAAAGUAGGCCCGAGCGUUCGGGGACCCCAAUGGUCACAUUCGGAUAUUACAAAAAAUCGCAUCGGGUGUGAGUUGGGUCUUCUUGGGUUCGGGUUUUAACCGAAGUAAGCAAACUAUUGAUUGAGUUGGGUCUUCUUGGGUUCGGGUUUUAACCGAAGUAAGUAAACUAUUGAUUUGAAUCAGAUAAUUUAUAUCUAAACUACUCAAACUUAUCUAAACAAUAACUAAACCAAAAAAUACUCAAUAUAUAUGGUUUGAAUUAAUUAUUCUUUUGUCCAAAAGUAACCAUGGAUACAAUAAUAUUUAGGUAUUUUGUAUCUAAAACAUCCAUUUCUAUCUAUAAAUAUUCAAAAUAAUUAACAAACUAGGUGGUAACUCGCGCUCUACGCGGAGUGAAUGGACUAAAAGAUUUAUAACUUUUAAUCUAUAGUUACUAAAAAGAUAAAAUCUUAGUCACAAAUUUUAAAUGUUAUAUAAUGAAAGAUUGAAAGAAAUUGUGCAUUUUGAAUAAGCAAAGACUUAUAUGAAAUUAAUUAUGAAUUUAAGAUAAAAUAAAGCAUAGACAAUAGAAUUAUUGUUUUCACAAUAUAAAUUAUGAAUAUAAAAUAAAACGAAACAUAGACUAUAGAAUAAUAUAAUAUGAAAAAAAAAAAUUAUAAGGAAACAAAUUAUAGGCCACAAGGAUUGAGUCAAUCCAAUAUAAUCCAUCGCAAGAUUAGUGGCAAAAAAAAAUCCUAAAAUUUCGUGUACAAUUUUUAGUUAGUCGUACAAGUUGUGUAUAAAUUAGUAGUAACUUUUCUAUAUUAACUAAAGCCAGAUUGCGUUAUGUUGAUUGCUUAUAUGAGUUUCUUAUAUUUUGUUUAUUGCAUAAACUACGGUCGUAAAAUUAACAAAAAAAUCAAAUAAAUAUAGGAAACCAAUAUUAUUGGAUUUGAUAUUAAAAGACACCAUCAAACCUCUCAUUUAUUUAAAUUUUAGGGUUGAUUCUCCAUUUAUUUACAUGAAUCAUAUAUGUUUAAUGUGAAAAACAUAUAGUAUAAUCACUAUCUAGUUUUAGUGUUCAAUGACAUUACAUGUAAUUUAUCUAGUCAAUAGAUGCUUUUUUAAAAAAAAGUGUGAGGAGAACUCUCAUAUGAUUGACAAAUUCAAUAAAUAAUGACAAUUGUGUUAAUCACACAUGAAAAUAAGUUUAAUAAAUAAAAAUGUUCUUCAAAUAAUAAAAGGGGAUAUGAUUUAUAAUUUUAACUUUAGGUAUUAAAUUAAUAUAAGUAUAAUUAUAAAUAAUAUUAUAUAUAUAGUUCGAAUACUAUUUUAGUUCUCGGUACGGAUAGGAUUUAGUUUCGGUUUUUCGGGUUUUGAAAAAGAACCCUUUCAGGCAAGAUCUGACCGGGUUCGGUACCGUAAUUUUGAGUUGGUUCCGGAUCAAUACUUUGGGUAUGGGUAUUAUGCCCAGCUAAUUGAGAAAUAGUCACUUUGGAUCGUUAACACUCAAUCUGCACUUCAAAGUAUUGUCUAGACAAAAUUUGUUGCAUCUUAGGACUUAGACAAACUCCUUUACUUAGGUAGGCGUUUCUCAUAGAGGAGGUCCAGUAUGAUACAAUUCGCUCCUCAAAAGAGAAAAAUGAUUACAAUAAUCAUGAAUUCAUGAUGAAGAACUUGAUGAAUCCACCGGUAACUGAAGGAUUACUGAACUUUAACGAAAAAGAGGAAUACGAUAUUGUGUAGCUGUGUGCACACCUGUUUUAGUAAAAAAGUUGGUGAACCCACCAAUAAUUUUUACCAGGCAAGUCAAAAGUACUUUCACAUAAAAAUGGGUUAUGAAACUGUUGUUGAAAGAUGAACUCUUUAAAGUGUCCCUCCAAGGGACCACAAACAGCCACCCAUUGCUUCAACUGAAAGAAGCAAAUAGAUAACCCACCUUUUCUUUUCCCUCUCAAACCAAAUCCUUAUUUUGUGUAUUUGAACAAUAAUUAAUUACACAUUAAUAAGUAAAUCAAAUCACACAUAAAAACACACACACACAAACAAAAAAAAACAGAGGAAACAGAGAAGG
Brassica napus (rape) is the source of this 5309-nucleotide messenger RNA. Its product is annotated as protein MICRORCHIDIA 5. Lineage: Eukaryota; Viridiplantae; Streptophyta; Magnoliopsida; Brassicales; Brassicaceae. The transcript has 17 exons. Gene Ontology annotation, cellular component: nucleus. The coding region runs from base 451 to 2985 and encodes 844 amino acids. Gene Ontology annotation, molecular function: ATP hydrolysis activity. The record is from RefSeq and is a predicted model, not a curated record.